This is a messenger RNA of Plodia interpunctella (Indianmeal moth), 2086 nucleotides long. Its product is annotated as allantoicase-like. The record is from RefSeq and is a predicted model, not a curated record. Gene Ontology annotation, molecular function: allantoicase activity. The transcript is spliced from 8 exons. The coding region runs from base 88 to 1206 and encodes 372 amino acids. Lineage: Eukaryota; Metazoa; Arthropoda; Insecta; Lepidoptera; Pyralidae. Gene Ontology annotation, biological process: allantoin catabolic process.
CUUCACGUUUGUGUGUUCCCGCACACUGUUGUAAUUCGAUUUAAUUUGUAAUUUUGUGUGUUUUAAAAUUGUUUUGGUUUGGAAAAAAUGAUUGAUACAAUUGCACCUGCUUUUUCGGAGCUUUGCGAAUUUGCGAGUGCAAGUUCUGGUGGUCAAGUAGUUUUCGCUACUGACGAUUUCUUCGCGCCAUGCGAGAGCAUGAUAUCUGAUGAAGAACCAGUCUUCAUUGCGGAGAAGUUCACGGAGUAUGGCAAGUGGAUGGAUGGGUGGGAGACCAGGAGGAAGCGGAUAGCUGGCCACGACUGGUGCAUUAUCAAACUGGCCACCAAAUGUGUUGUCAGAGGUCUCCUCGUAGACACGGCAUUUUUUACUGGAAAUUAUGCGCCAAAAUAUUCGGUACAGGCAGCCUGUUUGACUCCUGAAGAAGAAGCAUUAUUACCGGAAAGACAGUCUCAAAUGGGGUCAGCAUGUUCAGAUUGCAAUUUUGAGAAGAUAAAACGUUUGAACUCCGAGAAAUGGGAUGAAAUAGUGCCUGUGACGCCUCUCCGUCCGGGGUACGAAGACACCAGGCUCAACUAUCAGAAGGUGGUGAGUGACGAGAUAUACACCCACUUACGGAUAAACGUGUACCCUGACGGAGGUAUAGCAAGAUUCAGAGCUUACGGAGAAGCUAAACCAGAAGUACCUGAUAGCGACCAGCUAAUCGAUCUUGUGUCGCUUCUCAAUGGAGGCACAUGUCUAGGCUAUUCCAACGCACACUACGGCCAUCCCAAGAACAUGAUCAAACCUUGCAAAAGCCGCAUCAUGUCGGACGGAUGGGAAACCGCACGGAGGCUUGACAGACCGAAUGUCAUCGAAGUUAACACUGACGGAACGCUUAAAGUGCCAGGUCAGGAGUGGGCAGUAUUCAAACUGGGAUUUCCCGGCAGAAUAUCAAAGAUAUGCAUUGACACGGCACACUUCAAAGGGAACUUCCCUGAUUCCGUCAAAAUUGAAGGCGCCUAUUUCGACAACAAUAAUUGGGGCUUCGAAAACGAAAAGACUUGGCGGGAUAUUCUGGCCCCUCAAAAGAUGUCAGCACACAACGAGCACUGGUUCGAUUGCGAUUCUGACGUCAUCACCCAUAUCCGAGUGACCAUGGCUCCUGAUGGUGGAAUCAGCAGAGUCCGAACCUUCGGCUACGUUGAUUGGUUAGCGAUCCACUAAGGAAGAUAAAUCAUUCACUUCAAUCGUUAAUUUAAACAAAGACAAGGAAAACUAAACACGACAAGUCUUCUACUUAAAUAAUAUAGAAGAUUUUCUCCCCAUUUCAUUCAUACAAAGCGACAGAUUGAGCCUUGUUAAACUGAGCGCACGGCGAGGGACAAAAUAUAUUUGCACUGUCCACCUUAAAAUGCAGUACAACAUUGCGGUUCUCUAAUUCUUUUACAAAAUGCGUACACGAUAUGGAUAAAAGAGACAGCAUGCGGACAUGCGGCGGACUUCUUUUUCUUCUCAAUUAUUUCUAUUACUCAUUUAUGACAAGUCUAUUAGUUUUCACUGUCUAUGUUUAAACCAUAGAUUUAAAAUCAUAUUGAAGUGGGCGAUGAUUUUUUUUUACUGAUUUGUUCCUAUUGUUGUUAAAAAUAAAAAAAAAAUACAAAUUAUUAAUUAAUAAUUUUGCAGCCAUUUGUGAUAUUUGUUUGUAGGUAAUUUUUUAAAAGUUCCUAAUUUUUUGUUGUGUUUCGUUGUUGUGAUUGAUUGUGAUUUUGUUGAACUAUUGUAUGUCUAUUGUAAAUUGAAAAAUACGUAAAUUACGUAAAUUGAUAGAAAUAUUUCUGUUAAAUGUUGAUUUGUAAGGGCGAGUUGCACCUGUCAAAUUUAACGUUGACUUUGACCGUUAACUUUUACACAAAAAUGGUUUACUCUGCGUUUAUCUGCGCAGGUUUAAAGUUGACGUCAAAGUUGACUGGUAAAACCCACUCAAAAUAUCUUAAAAAUUAAGCUAAGUAGGUAUUAAUGUUUAAAAUAUACAACGUAACUGGAGUUACAAUGAUUUUAAAUAACAAGUAUUAUUAAAAUAAAAUUGAACUUUCGAACAAAAUUA